AGGGAAUUGCCUAUAGUGACACAUGAGUAUGUGUGGUGUUUUGGCAGACACAGUGAUGGUGCUUAAAGCUGGGAGCUCUCUGGAUCUUCCAUUCCAAUAUCCAGUAGAAUCAGUGUUAUCGGUUCAGUGGAGCUUCAAUAAGAGCAUUUUUGCUGAAUGCAGUACAGACAAAGAAUACACAUUUCUGGAAUCACAGUUCAAUGGAAGAUUAAAGAAAGAAUAUAACAGAAUUGGAGUAACAAUAGAAGAUCUUCAACCCUUAGAUUCUGGCACAUUCUUAGUGGCUGCAGUUAGCAUUAUUCCAAGGCAUCAAACACACAUAUUUAAAGUUCUUGUUCAAAGUUCCAUAACAGCUGUGCAGAUUGAGAAGACUUGGUUGAUGUCCACAAAUAGCUGUGAUAUUCAUGUGAAGUGUGCAGCGCUCGGAGCUGAGAGUGUUUCCUAUCUGUGGAGUGGAUAUAAGACUGCAAGUGGAGCUCAUCUGCAGUUCAGUCUUUCACCAGCAGAAGGAGCUGUUACACUGAACUGUACUGCAGCUAACAAUGUCAGCUCCAGUUCUGCUACAAAGACACUGAGCUGUACCGAAACCCAAACAGAAGCUCCACUGUCAGUACUUAAACUGGUCAGCAGUCUAGUGGCAGCCUCUCCAUAUCUGCUGGUGACCAUCAUUCUUGGUGUAAAAUAUUACAAAGCUCGGGGUCAUCAUGACAGCCAGCAUGCUGUAACAGUAUCUGAGGAAUGAGCUCUUGGGUUUUUUCAGUUCUCAUUUUGAACCUUUACAUUUUUCUGAAAUUGUUUUUAUUCAUUUCAGUGGAUCAUUUAAGUUUUUAUUAAUGAUAAUAAUAUCUUUUGUUUACACUCAGAUUUCAGGAGCACUGCAGGGUUUACUGUUCUUUUGUUUGAACUUUUCUGGACUCACUGCUGGAGCUUCUAGUCCGGAUUAUGGGUCACAACAAUCCAUCCCCAUAUAACUGAUGACCUCUGUUUUAUUAUUUCCUCAGGCUCCCAGGUUCCUCAUUACAUUUACAGCAUUUGGAUUAAAGGCCCAACAGUGGCAGUUUGGUGGACAUGGGAUUUGAACUAACAACCUUCUGAUCAGUAGUCCAACACCUUAGUCCACGUUAGGCCAACACCUUAACCACUUAGCUACCACAUCCCCCAUCCAGCUUCCUCUUCCAUUUCCAUGGAAUCAUUACCAGAUUCUUCUAUUUCCUCCUUUGUAUGUUGAGAUGAAAUGAUUACAUUUCCACUGUAGUAUUUUGCACCUUUUUAUUCAUGAAGUCUAUUUGUUUUACUCUACAGUUUAUCUGAAAGUAUCUGGAGGUCACACAGGGAUUUUGUUCUUUUCUACUGCAAGCUGCGAUUCCUCUCAUUAUUCACAUUCACUUUUAUCUGUCACUGCACACAAUCUCCAUGUUUACUGCACACAUUAUCAUGCUGUGUGGUAAUUCACUACAGGUUAUCUGGUUUGUGUAAUCUGAUCAAGUACUUGUGAACCGAAGAGGGUAUUGAAAUCAGAUUAUCUUUAAAUGUAUAGAAAACUUAUUUUAUUGCAUUUGUGGACUAUGACUGUUGAGUUUUACAGUAUUAUAUGAAAUCUUAUAUUGAUUCAUUAAACAUUUACAAAAAUACACUGAAUAAAAUAGUAAUUCUUUUUUAGACUGUGUUUGCAAAAUAGAAAUACUGUUACUGAAAGUCAUUUCAUGAGAUGAUUGUAAUGACAGUGAGUCAAUAUAUAAAUGAAAAUGACAAAUACUCAAUACAUUUAGCAGAAAUAAACACAUAAUGGUACAUUACCUAACACAUUUAAGUUACUUCUACUGUAAUAUUCCUCUUUUUGUCAUAAAGAAUUACUUCAUUAGAUUGCAUUUAGCUUAAGUUAUAAAGAAAUUAAAUGUUAUAUCUAAUUUCCACCAGAAGGUGGCGCUGAACUAUUAUUAAAACACCGUUCUCACUGUAAAUGAUGUACAAAAUUGUGUCAUUCUUUUUAAACUUUCACAAAAUAUUGAGUGUCUAU
Molecule: messenger RNA, 2017 nt
Organism: Hemibagrus wyckioides
Lineage: Eukaryota; Metazoa; Chordata; Actinopteri; Siluriformes; Bagridae
Exons: 5
Coding region: 23-742 (239 amino acids)
Source: RefSeq, a predicted model, not a curated record